AUGGAAACUGUAGGAAUGAAUAGUGUAUCCUUGAAACGUCCUCGCUCUGAGGAUGGUGUGGCUAAGGCAGAUGAAGUUAAAAGACAGAAGAUCUCAGAGAAAUCUAAGACAGAGAAUGACUCUGGGCAGAGUGAUGAGACUGUAACAGGGCAACCUGACAAAUCUCUGCCUGAGGACAUGAAAGACGAAGUAAUCGCCAAUGAGGAAAGUGAGGAGCAGGAAGAUGAGGAACUAGAGAACAGCGAUGAAGAUGGAGAUCCAGAGAGCUUUGCAGACAUGAUGAAGCAUGGGCUGACAGAAAGUGAUGUUGGCAUAACUAAAUUUGUUAGCUCUCAUAAGGGAUUUUCUGGAAUCUUAAAAGAGAGAUACUCUGACUUUGUUGUCCAUGAAAUAGGCAAAGAUGGACGUGUGAGCCAUUUAGAUGACUUUUCUGUUCCAGUGGAUGAUGAGGAUCCGUCAGAAGAAACAUUUACAGUUUUGUCAGAUGAAGACAAGCAGCGUUUAGAGGAGCUUCAGCUUCUUAAGAAUAAGGAAACUAGUGUUGCCAUAGAGGUAAUUGAAGACACCAAAGAAAAGAGAACAGUUAUCCAUCAGGCUGUGAAGUCCUUGUUUCCUGGGCUGGAGACUAAAACAGAAGAUCGAGAUGGGAAAAAAUACAUUAUUGCUUAUCAUGCUGCUGGGAAAAAAGCGCUGGCAAGUGAGUUUCAGUAUCACAGCAGCUGGGUAAAGUAAAUGUUAGAAUUAUCAAAAAA
Merops nubicus (carmine bee-eater) is the source of this 752-nucleotide messenger RNA. RefSeq names its product pseudouridylate synthase 7 homolog. The coding region runs from base 1 to 732 and encodes 243 amino acids. The record is from RefSeq and is a predicted model, not a curated record. Gene Ontology annotation, biological process: pseudouridine synthesis. NCBI's taxonomy places the organism in Eukaryota, Metazoa, Chordata, Aves, Coraciiformes, Meropidae. Gene Ontology annotation, molecular function: pseudouridine synthase activity; RNA binding. The transcript is spliced from 4 exons. Gene Ontology annotation, cellular component: nucleus.